AUGAAGGAGAGGAUGAAGUCUGGCAGAAUAACCGUUGGGUAUGUCAUCAUCUCUGCUCCACCUUGCAGUGCUCAGAUAUUGUCAAUCAAGCUCAACCGAGACAAUGUACCACUCCCUCCUUCGCGAAGGACUUGGGGUGUAUGGUCGUAUGCUGGUUUCUGGAUCUGCUCGGCCAUUAAUGUAUCAGGAUUCGCUGCGGGUGCCAGCUUGCUAUCUCUAGGACUGACAAUGGGCCAGGCCAUGACUGUCUGUGUCAUCACCAACUUCCUCGUGGCAGGUGCUGUAUGGUGCACCGGUCAAGUUGGCUCUUACUGGCAUGUCGGCUUUCCAAUGUGGAACCGUAUGGUCUGGGGGCUGCGAGCGUCGUAUUUUCCGCUUGCCAACCGAAUCAUACUCUCAUUCACCUGGACUGCUACUCAAGGCUGGCUUGGUGGACAAUGUCUCAAAGUAUUCAUUGGCUCCAUGUUUCCAAGCAUCUACACUAUGAAGAACACGAUGCCCGCCAGCACAUACAUGACUUCCGCCGACUUCUUGUGCUUCUUCCUCUUCACCAUCAUCUGUAUCCCAUGUCUCCUCAUACCCCCAGAGCACCUUCGGAGACCGAUGGUGACUAUCGCCAUAUUGUCCUCCCUCACCGCUAUCAUCCUCUUCAUCUGGUCCCUUGCUAGAUCCCACGGCGGUGGUCCCUUGAUGAAGCCCGAGGGUCUUGCUCUCAUCGGGGUAUCCCCUGUUCGGGGUUCCGCCCUCGCAUGGGCCAUGUUCCACGGUAUAUCUUCUACUUUGGGCGGUGUCUGUGCAGGCAUAUUGAACAUGUCAGACUACACCCGCUUCGCAACCAAGCCCAGGGCCCCGCUAAUCACUCAAGCCAUCGUCACACCUAUCGCCGGUGUUCUGACUUCCACCAUUGGUAUCGUACUGGCAUCAAGCGCCUCCGAGUUCUACCCUACUGCGACUCUUCUCUGGACCCCUUAUGAUUUGCUUGCGGCAAUGCAGACAUAUGGCAAUAAUGGCACUCGGGCAGCCGUCUUUUUCGCUUCACUGGUGUUCACUCUUGCGCAAUUGGGACUCAACAUCCCAGGAAAUUGUAUUGCCGGAGGCAUCGAUCUCGCCUCACUGCUUCCCAAAUAUAUCAACAUCCGACGCGGAGCCUAUAUCACCCUAGCUAUAUCAAUCGGCAUGUGCCCCUGGGCUCUGAUGUCUGGAGCCACGGCGUUUAUUGCCGUCAUGAGUGGCUAUGCCGUUUUCCUGGCCCCUAUCACUGGUCUCAUGGUGUUUGACUACUACUUUGUUCACAAACAAAAGAUGAAGCUCACAUCUCUCUACGAGUGCUCUCCCAGCUCCAUCUACUACUACAACAAAGGUGUCAACUGGAGAGCGUUUGUUGCUUGGGCUUUCGGAGUAGGACCGGCGUUUCCUGGAUUUUUGCAGUCUGUGGGAGCAAAGGUGACUGUUCCUAGUGGAGCCACCAAACUCUACUACAUCUGCUGGCCUUUGGGAUUCUGCAUCUCGGGCGUCAUGUACCUCUCGCUCUGCACCCUCUUUCCUCUUCCGGGUAUCGGCGAAGUCGAUGAAGAGGACGAGUUCCAAGCUUUCGGAGACGCCUCACCAGCCGUAGACCCGGAGGGCGUGGCUGAGCCGGAAAAAGAUCUCACAGAAAAGGAAGCCACAGAGAACAAGGUCAUAUCGGAUCAGCCGACUCACGUCAAUGUGGUGGGCGCUCAAUGGUAG
Molecule: messenger RNA, 1728 nt
Organism: Cryptococcus wingfieldii CBS 7118
Lineage: Eukaryota; Fungi; Basidiomycota; Tremellomycetes; Tremellales; Cryptococcaceae
Exons: 11
Coding region: 1-1728 (575 amino acids)
Biological process (GO): transmembrane transport; nucleobase transport
Cellular component (GO): plasma membrane
Molecular function (GO): nucleobase transmembrane transporter activity
Source: RefSeq, a predicted model, not a curated record